GCUGUUAUAUCAUUGCAAACUCUUGAGCAUCAUUUUCAUACAGUGCUCAGCUCUGUUCACGCGUCACUGUUAAAAUUUCUCCUUCCGUGCUAGCCAUGGUGAAACACGCUCAUCGGAUUGUGUUUGGUUUUGACUCAUCACACGCUUGUCCGUUGUUGGACUUUCUCUAUAAUUUACAUUCUCUGCUUAUGUUUGACAAUUUUUCGCUAGCUGUCAGUGUUCUUUAUGUUUUAUGGUUUUGUUUCGAUUGGCUUUGUUUUUCUGCUAUAUUCGUUACUCGUUUGGUUGGCUUUGGUUAGUCUCUCUUUGAAAUUGUGCGGAUAUGUAAUAAAUAUAUGGAAACGUGCGUGGAUACGGAUGUUUAUAAAGUGUUGUCGCGUUGCAAUAAAUUGUAAAGGAUUCAAUGUAUUUGUAAUAUGUAGAGUUUAGCGACUACAAAAUGAAAGAUUCUUAAUUAAUGUUGAAUUGGCGGCGUGAAUAAUUCAAAUAUCAUUGUAUCGGGAAAUCAAUUGAAAAUCUUAGUGCUUAAAAUUAGUGUUUUAAUACAGAGAGUUACAAUUCUACAAGGAAUUGUAUAUGUAUACUAAUGUAUGUAAGCAAUAAGUAAAAACGCAAAGUGGUUAAAGCAAAGCAAGAAGGUAGCAGGCUUGUGUGUGGUGUGAAAAAGGAUAAAGUCUUUGAAAAAGUGAAUAAUAGCAAAAUGGCACAUACAAAAUAUUUCAGUAUUAAAGAGAAUUCCAUACACGUUUUAUUUUAAGAACCUGGUAAGGUAAAUAUACCAAUUGCUCGAGAAUGCUGAAAGAAGAUUUUCCGCUACGUGCAAGUGGCGACCGGUUUCAAUAAACAACUCGUUACCAUUGGUGCUACGGGCGUCACAAUUAUUCUAAAAAUUAAAACUAGUUUAAUAUAAGAAGGGAGAGAAAUUAUUUUAAUACAUAUUUUUUAAAAUCGUUGAAAUGAAUUGAAAAGAAUAUAUAUAUUUCUGAUUGGACAUAAAAGCAGGUAUACUAUUAUUUUAUAAUACCGCGCAUGCAUGGUUCGCAUAUAAACAGAACACAUACUUAUAAUACAUAAAAAGCAUAACUAUCACUAACAUAUUCAUGUUAAAUGCAAACUGUUAGUGCUUAUGCGAUUAUUUGUACAAAUGUAUGUAUGUAUGUAUACAUGAAUUUAAAUCUUAACAAUCCUUCCUCUACCGUAACGUCUUCAGUUCGAAAACAUCAUCUACAUAUCAAUGUGCCAAUUGUUAAACCGUGAAGACAUUUACAUAAAUAUAAGACUAUCCUAAUGUGUAAUAUAUAGAUAUACAUAUAAAUUUGUAUAUAAGUAUAUGAGUGUUGAAAUAAAUAAAAUAAAUUAGUGAUAACCGCAACAGCAAUAAAUUAAUGUCAGUGUAUUUGGUAAAGAAGAAAGCGCAAUUUGCGCAAGAAGUUGUAUAAAAACAUUUAAAAAGAAAUUUAAUCCAAAAAGUCAAAAACAUCCCAACCAAAAUGAUUUUGUUUGGCUUGAUUUGUCUAAGUGUGCUUGCUGUGGACGCUAGGGAUUUAGCAGCGAGUAGUGGGGCUGCUUAUGGAAGUAAAACAGCGACAACAUCUGGACCAGAAAUGUUCACUAGAACUCUUAAUGAAACACGCACCUGCCCAUCCACCUACUUUACUUGCACUGAUGGCGGUUGCAUCCCCAUGCGCUGGAAAUGCGACUCUAAGCCGGAUUGUGCGGACGGCUCUGAUGAACCGAGUGAAUGUGUGAAUGCCUCCAAAUGCAAUGAGGGCCAAUUUCAAUGCACCCGUUCCCGCAAAUGCAUACCCAACAAUUGGGUGUGUGACAGCGAAUACGACUGUGGCGAAUUCGAUACAUCCGAUGAGACAAAUUGUCACAGCGAUGAACAGAAAUGCCUUCCAUACCAGAGCGAGUGCAACAACGGUGUAUGUCUGGAGAUAUCGCGCUUUUGCGACGGCACCUGGGAUUGCGACAGUGACGAACUGAAGUGUGAUAAACAGGAUACAGAAUGUGCUAACCUCAAUUGUUCCUUCAAUUGCAAGUUAACUUCGCGCGACGGUCCCACUUGCUAUUGUCCGCCGGGUCAGGUGGCUGUCAAUGGCACCCAGUGCGCAGAUUUCGACGAGUGCGGCGUGGAGGGCACCUGCGACCAGCUGUGUCGCAAUACGCCCGGGUCGUUUGAGUGCAGCUGUGUGUCGGGCUAUUCGAGACAAAAGAAUCGCUGCCUGGCAAUAAAUGUGCCGCCCAGUGAAAACGCUUCGCUGGUAUUUUUCACGCAAACUGAUAUGCGGAGGGUCGACAGCAACGGGGAGCUGCAGGAUCAUUUUGUGUCCGGUGAGGUAUCCGCCAUUGAGAUAUGGCAUCGCAAUCGUACGGUAUGUGCCAUGUACUCCAGCGCUUGGACGACGGUGAGCAUGCGCUGUCAUCGCAUCGAUGAUUUGAAUGCCAAUUGGCUAAUGCCGUUGCCGGAAAUGGUCGGCAGCAUGCAUUCCAUCGAUAAGUUGCUGUUGGACUGGAUAUCGGGUAACUGGUAUUUUCUCAACAAUGAGCGGAGCGUUGUGUUUAUGUGCACGAAUUCGAUGCAAUACUGCAACUUACUGCUGGAGGAUGUAUUGAAUCCCUCGUCAUUGGUUUUGGAUCCCACCAAAGGUUUCCUCUUUUUUACCGAAUGGGGUCCCAGUUUGUCUCGCGUCACCCUCGACGGGCGCAAUCGCACCAUAUUGGUUUCCACACAGAUUUAUUACCCCAGUCGCAUGACGUUGGAUUUACCCAAUGAACACAUUUAUUGGAUAGACAUCUAUAAGGAUUUUAUAGAGCGUGUCGAUUACGAAGGCCGUAACCGUUGGGCCAUGAAGAAGACCGCAGACACUCACGUGGUUCUGAAAUCGCUGCAUGCUGUGGAAGUGUUUGAGAACACCGUCUACAUAGCGCCUUGGGUUGAUACAGUUAUUGUGAAAAUCAACAAAUUCACGCUAAAAGCUGAGGAAAUCGUGAAGGACGCAGAGAGGCCGUAUGAUUUUCGUGUUUUCCAUCGCCAAAAGCAGCCUGAAGUGGCGCAUCAAUGUCGUGAUAACAACGGCGAUUGCAGUCAAAUUUGUGUGCCGUUGUGGACGAAGAAUUUCGCCACCGCCCUAUGCCAGUGUACCGCCGGCUAUAAAUUACGCAACCGCACCGACUGCGUACAGCUUAACAAUAACAAAUUUCUACUUUACGCCAAGGAACGUUUGUCCAGCAUUACCGGUGUCUCGUUGAAUGUGCUAGAGGUGCAACAGUUGCUGAAACGAGACGAGCACACCGACGCCAUUGUGCCGCUAUAUAAUAUUACCAGGCCGCUGAGUAUCGACAUAAAUGUGCAUGAUAAAUUGAUAUAUUUCGUUGUGAUGAAAGCCUCUAGUUAUGCGCUAUACAGCCACUCCAUUGUAAGCGGGAGACGGACAGUCCUGGCCAAUGGCAGCGACAGCUCCUCGAUCUUGGCCUACGAUUGGAUCGCGCAGCACAUGUACUGGGGUGAGGGGAAGUCAUUGCGCGUGGCGCCUACAAAAAAUAUGAGCAACAUUUUUACACUGCCCCUAGCGGAAAUGCCCAUCUCAUUGGUGCUUCAUCCCGCUGAGGGUAUGCUGUAUUUUACCUCUUGGAGAGGCGAUGCGAAGGGGAAAAUCUAUAGCGCGUGGCUCGAUGGUACGCACAAAAAGGUGCUGGCUGAGAGUGUGAAGGAUAUGCCGAUGUCGUGGCCACUCAGCUUGAGCAUCGAUCGUCGAGGCAAAAAAAUAUAUUGGUGUGAUGUGAAAACGAAUAGCAUAGAACGAAUGAAUGUGGAUGGAUCGCAGCGCACUUUACUCUUUAAAGACGCCGAAUAUGAACCGAUAUCGGUGGCGUUCCAUAACGGCGUUGUUUUUUGGGCAGAUAAGAAAAAAGGAACUAUACACCGAUUCCCCGUGAACUCUCACACUGUAAAAACAGCCUCAAAGAGCAGUCAAAUGGGUGUACAUCUUUUGGAACGUGGCGAUAUCACACUUCUUAAGGUUUACGAUGCCGAAAGCCAGCCAGCCACGGUUGCUGUGAACGCAUGUGCCACAUCGAAAUGCCCGGGUAUUUGUUUGAACACUCCACAAGGUCCCGUCUGCCGUUGCCCGGAUAAUUUCACGCUCAACGCCAACGGUCUGCAGUGCAUUCCACAAGUAAUGUUAAGUGAGCCGUCGGAAAACUGUACUUCGGGCUUUCAAUGCAUUAAAUCGAAGCAAUGUGUAAAUACGAAGGACGUGUGCGAUGGAUUUGACGAUUGCAAUGAUGGCAGUGAUGAGAGCAGCAUACCGAAUGGACCGUGCAAUAUCAAUAAAUGUGAUUUGAAUUUGCAUUUUGUCUGCAAUAAUCGCUGCUACCAACGCGCGCUGCUAUGCAGUUCCAUUGUGUACUGUAAAGACGGAACCGAUCAACGGAAUUGUGAGACACACACAUGCAAUAACAAUGAAUUCACGUGCGCAAAAAGCGGAAAGUGCAUCCAAUUAUCGUGGGUGAACGACGGCGUGGCAGAUUGUGGUCCGGAUGACUCUUCGGAUGAGAUGACGGAGUUUGAUAUAGAAGAAAAGUGUCCUGAAUUCGAUUGUAAAAAUGGCAAGUGCCGACCAUUUUCCGACGUUUGUGACGGCAUAGAUCAGUGUGGCGAUAAUUCUGACGAGCGUGGUUGCGAGUUUGAGUGCGGACGCGAUGAGCACUACUGUGUACCCAUUGGCUGCUAUGGAGAACUUCACAUGUGUGACGGCAUACAAGACUGUGUUGAUUUUAGUGACGAAGCCAAUUGCAAUGAAACGAAGAGUGACAAUCAUCCAAUCGAUUUGGGCGACGUACAUGCCUGUGGUAGUAAAGAGUUCGGUUGUAAAGAUCCGUUUGAGUGCAUUCCGGCGUUUUUACGCUGCGAUGGUAUUCCACACUGUUUCGACAAAUCAGAUGAACUUAAUUGCACAACAUUAAAUGCUUCCCGAGCGGAUUUCAAUGAAACAAUAUUUUCAUGCGAGGCACCCGAUAGGCUCUGUGCUGUGUCGAAUAAAUGCAUUAGCGUUCACCAGCUGUGUGAUGGCAAUAUCGACUGUGAGGACACGACCGAUGAAGGAUAUUUUUGUGCCGACAAAAUGUGCGACAAAACGAACGAGUGCUCGCACUAUUGCCACAACGCGCCAGAGGGCUUCGUGUGUUCGUGUCCGCCACACAUGUUCUUGCAACCAAAUAGACGUCGCUGCAGCAUGCAGCAUGCGUGUGAACAUUGGGACACUUGCUCGCAAAUUUGCGAAACUGUCGGCAAGGUAUACGAAUGUAAAUGCCACGAAGGUUAUGAUUUGGAAUACGAUCGCUUUAGUUGUAAGAGCACCGCUUUCGAUGAACCCUAUGUUAUAUUCACGAAUCGCCAAGAGAUACGUGGGGUCAAUUUGAGAAAGUCGGUGGUGAGCAACUUCUAUACGUCGCUGCGUAAUACGAUAGCUUUAGACUUUCUAUACAACAACGAAUCGGUACAGAUUUUUUGGACAGAUGUAAUUGAUGACAAAAUAUAUCGCGGUUCUUUGGUGGGCGAAAGUUUGCGAAAAGUAGAGGCGGUGGUGCAUUCAGGCUUAUCGACCACCGAAGGUUUGGCAGUAGAUUGGAUUGGCUUGAAUCUGUAUUGGGUCGAUUCGAAUUUGGACCAGAUAGAGGUAGCUAAGCUAAAUGGUAGCUUUCGGCGUACUUUGGUUGCCGGCGCGAUGGAGAGCCCACGCGCUAUCGCACUGGAUCCGCGUGAAGGUCUUCUUUUCUGGACUGAUUGGGAUGACAAUUUUCCUCGUAUCGAACGUUGUUCGAUGGCUGGUGAAUAUCGGCGCACUAUAUCCACUACGUCUCAAGUGUCAGCUGGUUGGCCAAACGGUCUAACAUUGGAUUACACACAGAAACGUGUGUAUUGGGUGGAUGCUAAGUCGGACUCAAUAUCAACCAUCAAGUAUGACGGCUCUGAUCAUCAUUUGGUGGUGCGUGAUAAGGACAUAUUAUCGCACCCCUUCGCAAUAUCUGUUUUUGAAAAUUACGUGUACUGGACAGAUUGGCGGACAACUUCUGUAAUACGUGCCAACAAGUGGAACGGUUCGAAUAUACAGGUAAUACAACGCACGCAGACCCAGCCCUUUGGUAUACAAGUGCUGCAUUCAAGUCGACAACCGAGGGGUGUGAAUCCCUGUGGCAAUAAUAACGGCGGUUGUUCGCAUUUAUGUUUGCUGACCAUUAAAAAGGGUUACAAAUGCGAAUGUCCGCACAUAAUGCGCUUGGACCCUUCAGACCACCGCACUUGCGUACCCAACGAACAGGUGCUGCUCUUCAUAAUGGGUGACGAGAUACGCGGCAUUGAUUUGAUGCAGCCUAAUCAUCACACCAUACCCACCAUACGACAAUCACCACAGGUGCUUGCGCCACAACGCAUUGACUUUACUGUCGACGACAGCCGAAUUUAUUGGUCUGACAUACAACUGAAUGAAAUCAAAACGGCUGGCAUUUCAAAUGGACUUAUCGACACCAUCAUCAACACUGACAUACAGAAACCGUAUGGGUUCGCCAUUGAUUGGAUAGCACGUCACAUGUACUUCUCGACCGGCAAAACGAAAUGCCAGAUACUGGCGAGCAAUUUAAAAGGGGAGUUCGUCACAGAAAUACACAGAGAUCUUAAUUUGGUGGAGAGCAUUGCUUUGAAUCCAGCAAAGGGAAAGAUGUAUUGGAUACACUCCGAACGGGACUCAGAACUGUGGCUAAUUGAACAGAGCAAUUUAGAUGGCUCUUCUCGCAGCGUUAUUUUCCAACACAACAAGACUUUGUUGAGCUUGACAAUGGACUUUGAUUCGCAGCGUUUGUAUUACGUCUACGACAAUUCCGGCAUUGCGUACUACGAUAUUGUGCGAAAGACUGUGAUUGAAACAUUGCAAUCAAGUGAAAUUAUGACUAUAAGCUCGGUGACGGUUUAUAAUGGCACCAUAUAUUUUCCGGAAAACAUACAAAGUGCUAUAAUGAGCUGUGGAAAAGACUCUUGUCAUAACAUGACCAGUGUGCGCACAAACACAAAAAGUAUUCAAUCUCUGAAGAUGUUUUACUCGGAGGCACAAACCGGUACGAAUACCUGUGCAGGACCACAACGUGGUGGUUGCGAGCAUCUUUGCUUGGCUAUAUCGUCUACAGAACAUGUCUGUCGAUGUUCUAUCGGUUACAAUGUACUCAGUACAAAUACUACCCGCUGUGUUGGAAAAUCUGAAUUCAUAUUCUAUUCAAAUCACGAACUUAAAGGAAUUGAACUUUACGAUCCCAGCACACUAGACACACAGCUUGAAGAGAAACCAGCUCUAGGUCCGAUUUCCCGAAUUUCUCUGGCCACUUAUAUUGACUAUGAUGUGGAUAAAGAGUAUUUGUACUGGGGAGACAGUGAACGUGGUACGAUCUCGCGUAUUAAACGCGAUGGUACACAGCGAUUUGACCUACUACCUGCCAUCGAUACCACUGACCCUAAGCAGCAAGAUUGGUUAGGCGGAAUCGCUGUGGACUGGGUGGCUGGAAAUAUAUACUGGAGCGAUAUGAAGCGAAAUCUAAUUGAGGUUGCCCGGCUUGACGGAUCUCACCGCCAUGUGGUUGUCUCCAGUGUAGAGACACCGACGGCAUUAGCUGUUGAUCCUGUGCAGGGCUUACUAUUCUAUGUGGGUAGCGGUAUUAUUGGUCGAACGGGGCUAGAUGGUAGUCAAUCAUUUAUACUGGUUAAUCAAACAGGCACAGUUAGCAAUCUUAUUUUGGACAUUGAUGCUACCAAAGUAUAUUGGUGCGACAGUGGAUCGAAGAGCAUCAUGAAAGUGGACUAUGAUGGCAACCUGAAGACGCCACUACUCAAUCACAGUCUUGACAAUCCCGUGGCGCUAGCAAAAAUUGACGAUUACCUGUACUGGGCGGACAAUAACAACAAUAAAGGCAGCAUAAAAGUGGCUCCGCUGUCGAAUUUAUCUGAUUUUAAGGAUAUACUCAAAUCGGAGGGAAAUUCACUGAAAGAUUUAAAGAUUUUCUCUCGGCGUGUGCAGAAAGGUUCAAACAUGUGCGCAGAAAACAAUGGCGGUUGCGAGCAAUUGUGUCUAUUCAAUGGCACUAGCGCUAUAUGUGCUUGCUCCCACAGCCGAGUAGCAGCGGAUGGUUCUUCCUGUGAGCCAUAUGAUAACUUUUUACUGUUCUCGUAUCGCAGCACCAUCGAGAGUAUUCAUAUGACAGAUCAUACGAACAAAAAUGGACCAAUCCAUGCGGUACAUAACACAACAUUUAUGAGAAACGUUAUAGCUUUAAGCUAUGAUUACGAGAAUAGCGUCAUAUUUUACUCGGAUGUGCAGAUGAGCACAAUUAAUUCGGUACAAUUCAAUGGCAGUAGAAAUCAGGUGUUGGUAAGCCAUCAAGGACGCGUCGAGGGCCUCACUUACGACAUCGUGAACAAGAUGCUCUUUUGGACCUCGAAUAAUGACGCGUCUAUACGUAGUUUGGAGCUGAUUCAUGUUAGCGAGAACGCUGAUAAUAAUACUCAAUUUGUAAAACGAAUAUUAAUGUUGAACUCUAAUGACAAACCACGUGGCAUUGCCGUAGAACCUUGCAUGGGCAUGAUAUAUUGGACGAAUUGGAACGAAGAGACCCCUUCCAUUCAGCGCGCGUACGUUACCGGUUAUGGUAUCGAGUCCAUAAUACGUACGGACGUAAAAAUGCCGAAUGCACUUACGUUAGAUUUCGAUGAGCAUAAAUUGUACUGGGCCGAUGCACGCCUUGAUAAAAUCGAGCGUGCUAACUACGAUGGUACACAUCGUACAGUGCUGGCGCAUUCCACGCCAAAGCAUGCUUUUUCGAUGGCCGUUUAUGGUGACUUGCUGUUCUGGACUGAUUGGGUGUUACAUGCUGUUGUACGCGCAAGCAAAUACUCAGGCGCGGAUGUGGUGUUCUUGAGAGAGAAUAUCGAUCGACCGAUGGGAAUUAUCGCGGUGCAAAAUACCACAAUCAAUUGCGACUCGAAUCAGUGCAAAAUAUUGAACGGUGGAUGCGAGGAUGUGUGCAUACUAAGUAAGAAUGGAACGGCCAGUUGUCAGUGCUCAAGAGGCACCUUGGCACCGGAUGGACGCCGUUGUUUACUUUUGCCGAAUAUAAACUGUGAUAAGAAUCAAUUUUCAUGUGUAUCGGGCGAAUGUAUACCAUUAGAGUUGACGUGCGACAACAUUACACAUUGCCUCGAUGGUUCAGACGAGCGCCGCAGUUACUGUAUACUACGAGAGUGUCCAGCACGUUUCUUCAUGUGCAACAAUCAUCGCUGUAUACCGCAGAAUAAAACAUGUGACGGCAUACAACAAUGUGGUGAUGGCUCAGAUGAAUCGGAGCUGGUUUGUAAAUGUGAACCCGACAAAUUCCGUUGCAACAGUGGCGAGUGCAUCUCCAUGCGGUUCGUUUGUGAUAAUGUGCGCGACUGCAAGGAUUUUAGCGAUGAGAAACACUGUCCGCCGCGAGAAUGUCCCCGUGGAGACGUGCUAUUUGAGCACUGUGUCAACUCAACGGCUUGCUUCAUGCCAUCUUGGCGAUGUGAUGGCGACAAUGACUGUCCGGACGGCAGUGACGAAAUGAAUUGCGAAAAUGUGCAUAAGGUUGCCUGUGGACCCGGUCAGUUUCAAUGUCCUAAUGGGCUUUGCAUAAAUGAGAAAUGGCGUUGUGAUGGUGAAAACGACUGCAAAGAUGUCAAGGGCGGGUUAAGUGCCGAUGAGGUUGGUUGUAAGAUGCAGUGUCGUAAGAAUGAGUUCCAUUGUGGCAAUACGUGUAUACCAAGUAGUUGGCAGUGCGAUGGCAAACCGGAUUGCGAGGACGGCACGGACGAGGGUGCACAGUGCCCGAACAGAGCUUGUCGACCACAUUUCUUCCAAUGCAAAUCAUCGGGACGAUGUAUACCGCAGAAAUGGGUGUGCGAUGGUGAGCACGAUUGCCCAGCACCAGGUAGCGAAGAUGAGGGUAAGCAUUGUGCAGCGGGAUCGGUAUCACAUGAACUCGAUUGCUUACCACUGUCUUUUCUCUGUUCGAGUGGCAUGUGUUUGGACCGUCGUUAUGUUUGUGAUGGAGACCAUGAUUGUCCUGAUGGAGAUGAUGAAUAUGAAAAUUGCGAACCGUUCCUGCAAGCGCAAGUCUGUGAUAAUGACACAGAUUUCCAAUGCCACGACUUGCAAUGUAUUUCUAAAAAUCUUACAUGCGAUACAAAACCCGACUGUACGGAUGGCUCCGACGAAGAUGCACAGCUUUGCGCGCACUCACAUAAUUUGUGUCAAGGGCCCGAUGACUUCCGUUGCAGUAAUGGCGCCUGCAUUGCCACAGAUUUGGUGUGCGACGGGCGAAACGAUUGUGCCGAUUUUUCAGAUGAGGAACUGUGCAAUAUAGACGAAUGUGUUAUUCCCGAUCUGUGCGAGCACAAAUGUGUGGAUAAAGUUAUUGGUUUUGAAUGUCAGUGCAACCCUGGUUACAAGCUGCUUGCUUCCAAUCAACAUUUAUGUGACGAUAUAGAUGAGUGUCAUGAGCAACAUCCUUGCUCACAGAUCUGUGUAAACACAUACGGGUCUUACAAGUGUUUGUGCGGCAAAGGCUAUGAAUUGGUGGACCACAACACAUGUAAAGCAACAAGCAACGAAACCGUAAAGUUCAUUUUUGCUAAUCGUUACUAUAUUCGCCAAGUGGACAUGCGCGGUAAUGGCUCCAUACUCAUUCACCAGUUGUCUAACGUGGUCGCCUUGGACUUUGAUUGGGAGACGAAGUGUCUUUAUUGGUCCGAUGUGACUUCAACAGUGGGUAUGAUAAAGCGGCAUUGCCCUGCUGAAAACAAAACAAGUACAUUACACCAAGCGAUGGUGAAGAAUCCAGAUGGCUUGGCCGUAGAUUGGGUCGGUAAGAAUUUGUAUUGGUGCGACAAAGGUUUAGACACGAUCGAAGUCUCAAAAUUGGAUGGUAAAUAUCGGCGUGUGCUAAUCAAUGAAAAUUUACGUGAACCACGCGGUGUUGCAUUGGAUCCCUUCAACCGUCAUAUAUUCUGGUCAGAUUGGGGCGAUAAUCCACACAUUGGCAAAGCCGGCAUGGACGGAUCUAACCCGCGUAUGAUAGUAAGAGAGAACUUGGGUUGGCCGAAUGCGCUCACCAUUUCCUUUGAAACGAAUGAACUUUUUUGGGGUGACGCGCGUGAAGACACCAUUUCUGUAUCCGACUUAGAUGGUAAAAAUGUACGUAUAUUGCUAGCGCGCAGUAUCAAUCCACAAUUAAACUUGCACCACAUUUUCGCCAUCGCAGUGUGGGAGGAUAAAAUAUAUUGGUCCGAUUGGGAGACAAAGUCAAUUGAAUAUUGCAAUAAAUAUAACGGGCAAAAUUGCUCCACGCUUGUGACUAUCAUUCAUCGGCCAAUGGAUCUACGAGUCUACCAUCCAUACAGGCAGCAACAGCCGUCAACAACCAAUCCUUGCCUAACAGCCGGUUGCGCUACUCUGUGCUUGCUAUCACCGGAGGCGCCACACUACAAGUGCGCCUGUCCGAACAAUUUUGUAUUGGGCGAAGAUGGAAAGUCAUGUCACGCCAAUUGUACAGCGGCUCACUUUGAAUGUGCGAAUACAUAUAAGUGCAUUCCUUUCUACUGGAAGUGUGACACGCAAGACGACUGUGGCGAUGGCAGCGAUGAACCAGUCACUUGCCCGGCAUUCCACUGCGAUCCAGGACAGUAUCAAUGCGACAACAAGAAAUGUAUUUACCCUUCGGCUAUUUGUGAUAACGUCAAUAACUGUGGAGAUGGUUCGGAUGAGCGUAAUUGCGAGAAAUUCACUUGCUUCGAGAAUUACAUGAAAUGCGAGGCAUCGACGAACACGAGCGCAUUCUGUAUAAGCAAUGGAAAGAAAUGCGAUGGUGUAAAGGAUUGUCCGAAUGGUGAGGACGAGACUGGUUGUACACCGCUCGUCUGCAAUAAAGAGCAGUUUCAGUGUGGUAAUAAUCGUUGUGUGCCAUACGUGUGGGUAUGUGAUGGAGACACCGAUUGUGCUGAUAAAUCGGACGAGGAAGGUUGUGAUUUGGUUACAUGUGAGCCAAGCGAUUUCCAAUGUAAUUCAGGUCGCUGCAUACCGAUGGCUUGGCGUUGUGACGGCGAGAACGACUGUCCGAAUGGCGAGGAUGAACCACCUACCUGCCAUUCGUCGAAGGAGAGCUGCGACCCCACCUACUUCAAGUGCAAUAACUCUAAAUGCAUACCUGGACGUUGGCGUUGUGAUUAUGAGAACGACUGUGGUGACGGCAGCGAUGAGCUGAACUGUCAGAUGCGCAACUGCUCCGAGAGUGAAUUCCGUUGCGGCACCGGAAAGUGCAUAAAGCACGACUAUCGCUGCGAUGGUGAAAUCCAUUGUGACGACAGCAGCGAUGAGAUUAACUGCAACAUUACAUGCAAGGCGAACCAGUUCAAAUGUGCCGCAUUUAAUACUUGUAUAAAUAAACAAUAUCAAUGUGAUGGUGAUGACGAUUGCCCGGACGGUUCGGACGAGGUGAAUUGCACUUGUCCAACCAAUUAUUUCACAUGUGCCAACGGCAAGUGUAUAAUGUCGAGAUGGAAGUGUGAUGGCUGGGACGAUUGUACUGAUGGUAGUGAUGAAAGCAUCGCCACUUGUGCGCACGAGCAUUGUCAUGCCAAUGCUUUCAAGUGCUCCAAUUUGAAAUGUAUUCGCAAAUCGGCUCUAUGUGACGGUGUGAAUGAUUGCGUAAAUUCUGAGGAUGAGUCAGAUGAGGUUUGUGCCGCGCUACCGAAGUGUCGGCACGAUCAAUUUCAGUGCGAGAAUGAUGAUUGCAUAUCGAAAGCGUUCCGCUGUGAUGGCCAAUAUAACUGUAUAGAUGGUUCGGAUGAGAUGAACUGCCAGCCACCGGUUUGCGGUUUUGGAACAUGCUCACAGAUCUGUAUUGAGAAAAAAGCCGGCCACUACAAUUGCAAGUGCACGGAGGGUUAUCAGAAAGGAUCAAAGAAAAACGACAGCUGCUUGGCUUCAGGUCCUGAACAAAUACUUUUACUCGCCUCUGAACAAGAGUUCCGUUUCAUUUUGCCUGCCAAACAAGAGGGCACCACUGUGGUGGGUUUCUUUCAGACAGAUAGCUUAAAAAUCGACGUUUUCGACAUACUGAUCCGAACGAAAGAUACACUCCUCUUCUGGAUUGAUUCCCAUCAUGGUAAAGUGCAUACUAUGAAAAUUGCAACUCCACAUGCUGAAACGGGUACGCGCAUGCGCAGAGAUCUGAAGGAGUUGACGGCUUUUAAUAUACCUGAUCUGAACGAUCCCAAGUCACUUGCUGUGGAUUGGAUUACCCAAAUGGUUUAUAUAAUAGAUUCGCGACAUAAUCAAAUUAUUGCUACGGACAUUGAUGGUAAAAAAUACAUUUCAUUGGCGUCGACCGGCAUGAAUCCCACCGAUAUUGUACUUGAGCCGGAAUCGCGUAUUAUGAUUUGGUCCACACUGGAAAAUGGCAUUUUGGUGGCAUCACUCGAUGGUACCAACAAGAAGAGUUUGGUCGAGCGCGAUGUUGGCUGGCCCAUUAGUUUGUCGAUUGACUAUCCUACCGGCCGCUUGUAUUGGGCUGAUUACCGCAAAGGCACAAUCGAGACAUGCAGAUUAAAUGGCAAAGAUCGAAAUGUAGUGCGGCGGUUUUCGAACAAAGAAAAGCCACAGAAAAUUGAUGUCUUUGAGGAUUAUUUAUAUAUCAAGUUGUAUGAUCAGAGCAUUAUUAAAAUGAACAAAUUUGGUGUGGACAACGGCACGUAUUUGCUAAAAGGAUAUCGCUCAUCGGAUAUUGGUAUACUGCAUCCACUAAAACAAAAUCGCAACAUCACAAAUCCUUGUGCAAAAGAACCGUGUAAAAUGAAACGCGCGCUCUGCAUACUUUCCUCAGAGGCCCGCAAUGGCUUCGCCUGCAAAUGUCCCAACGAUCUGAUAAUGGUGGACGAUGCGUGUAAGGCACAUAGUGAGGUUCCCGAUUAUUGUCCACUAAAGUGUAACCUAGGUACUUGCAAAGUGAUUGAUCAUGUGCCGAAAUGCAUCUGCCAGCCACAAUUUGAGGGUGAGCUGUGUGAGCACUCGCGUUGUUCAGGUUACUGUUUAAACUAUGGACUCUGCACAGUGGCGCCCCAGUUGCCCGGCUCGUCUGAGCCACCACCAUUGAAAUGUAGCUGCACGCCUGGCUGGUCCGGUCCGCGUUGUGAGACCUCGGUACCGGAAUGCCAGAGCCGCUGUCACAAUGGCGGUUCGUGCCUAAUCACGGACGAAGGUAUGAAAUGCACUUGCCCGGAAUUGUAUUUCGGUGAACAGUGUGAGCAUUGCGUGAAUUUGACCUGUGCUAAUGGUGGAAUCUGUCGUGAAACUUUAACUGGCACUACACAGUGUGAAUGUCCCGAUGGUUUCACGGGAAAGCGUUGCGAGGUGAACGUUUGUGAUGGUUUCUGUAAGAAUCAGGGAGUUUGCAGCAUUGGCACCAAAGGUGGCCCACAAUGCCAAUGCGUAGUGGGCUACUAUGGCGAACAAUGUGAAUCCGACUCUUGUCAGACAUACUGCUUGAACGGUGGUGUAUGUACCGAACGAGAUCAGCGCUUGACGUGUAGCUGCGGUGAUCGCUUUGAAGGCGAGCGCUGCGAAACCGACUUGUGCAAAACUGCAACACCACCACACUUUUGCGAUGAAUCCGAAUUGCCAUCACGUAAUCCCUGCACUGGCAUCAUAUGCCAGAAUAGCGGGACAUGCCACGUUAUCAAAGGCAUGGCCAUGUGCAACUGCACCGAUCAAUGGAAUGGCGAGUUUUGUGAGCGGCUGGUUGCCGAGGAGAAUCCCUGCAUUGGCUAUUGCAGGAAUAGUGGGGUUUGUCAUUUGGAUGCGUAUACUGUGCCACAUUGUAGUUGUAUUGGUGAAUGGGAGGGUGAUGACUGUAACACGCCGCCGAAAUGCGUUAGCAGCUGUGGCGUUUGCCGUACGGGCAGCUCAAUUAAUGAAUGCCUCUGUUCAAGCGGUAAAAUCACGCCAUGCUUGGCCGAAAGUGCGGACAAUGUGAAUAUUGAGCGUCAGCAAGGGCAGGAACACACAGCGAAUGUACUAUCGAUAUUAGCGGUGGUGUUGUCUGUCGCCAUAUUACUACUAACGCUCUUCGGGGGAGCGAUAUAUUUCCUAAAGAAGCAUCGCAUAUCACAGCCAUUUUCACAUGCACGUCUCACCGAUAAUGUGGAAAUAAUGCUAACGAAUCCAAUGUACAGAGGCGAUGCAGAUGAGACGCCAGCCUUCGUGCACGAGGACGACAAGGGUAAUUUCGCGAAUCCCGUAUAUGAAUCCAUGUACGCGGAUGCAAUUGUCGAGCCGGCGGCGGUGGUUGAGAAUGUUUUGAAUACGGCACCUGAUGAACGCAAGGGCUUGCUGCAGCACUCACACGACGACACAACUACACCAGACAUUCUUUGAUGAUUAACUACGAACGAAAUGUGUUAAUCUGGGGAUCACCUCAAUCGUAUAGGUUAGAAGAG
This is a messenger RNA of Bactrocera oleae (olive fruit fly), 15553 nucleotides long. It is a transcript of the gene LRP1, whose product is annotated as LDL receptor protein 1. Gene Ontology annotation, cellular component: signaling receptor complex; plasma membrane; apical plasma membrane. Gene Ontology annotation, biological process: receptor-mediated endocytosis. Gene Ontology annotation, molecular function: hormone binding; calcium ion binding; protein binding. Lineage: Eukaryota; Metazoa; Arthropoda; Insecta; Diptera; Tephritidae. The record is from RefSeq and is a predicted model, not a curated record.